Messenger RNA from Neolamprologus brichardi, 1389 nucleotides. Lineage: Eukaryota; Metazoa; Chordata; Actinopteri; Cichliformes; Cichlidae. The record is from RefSeq and is a predicted model, not a curated record.
AUGAUGUCGCCAGAUGACCGAGCCCUCGACGACCUGUUGUACGGCAGCGACCUUGGUGACGAGGUGGAGGGGGCGGAGCUGGGCGGCGGCGCAGAGGAGAGCGCUGCUGCAAAUAACGCUCCAACAGCCGUGUCCAUCCAGGAGCCAGUGACGUGUGCCGGAUGUGGCGAGCAGGUGCUCGACCGCUUCUUCCUAUUGGCUGCGGGGAGGGUGUGGCACAACCCCUGUCUGCGCUGCAGCCAGUGUCAGUGCGAGCUGCAGACGCACCCGUCGCUGUACUGGAGGGACGGAAACAUCUACUGCCAGCAGGACUACUGCAGGAUGUUUGGAGGCGGUCAGUGUGCUCGCUGCUUCCAGCCAAUCCCAGCUUCUGAUUUGGUCAUGAGGUCCGGUGAGCUGACUUUCCAUCCUCACUGCUUCUCCUGCCAGGAGUGUGACGUGAAAUUAAUGCCGGGGAACUUGUACUGCAUGCAGGGCACCAACCUCUACUGUCAGUCUCAUUAUCAGAGUGACGGGGGCGUGCAGCCCCCCCCUGACCUGCAGCCCAAGCAGCAUCUAGAUGAUGAAUGGUUUGCUGUGGAUUGUGGGCUGAGUGACAAACGUCUUCUUGUCCCUCUCGUUGUCCCUCAGGUGUGGUUUCAGAACGCUCGGGCCAAACUCCGCCGUUCCCUUCUCUCCGAUGACUCUCAGGUCAACUCGCCCUCUGCUCUUCCGAGAGCUGCCACCAUGGCAACCAGUCCCUCAUCCCCGACCUGCUCCCCGCCGGACCGAUCGCAGCCUUUUCCCACCAGCACCAUCGACCAGCUGCAGCUGUCCCUGCUGACCUCCCCGCUCAGUGAGCAGGUCAUCAGCCACCCCUCCCAGGAGCUGCUGCAAAGCCCCGACUUCUUCCCGGACUACGACUCCCAGAGCGCACCGGGGUGCAUGUCCACCCUGGAGGUCCACGGUGACUUUGGGGAGGCAGGAGGUGGAGAAGCUGCUCUGGAAGAGCCGGGGGCCGAGUGGCCUCGAGACAUCCAGCCAGGUGAGGAGAGUGAGGAGGAUGACGAGUCGUGGGAAGAAGAAGCUCUGCUGCAGGCCCAGAGAGGAGACCUGAUGGCCCAGCCGUUGUCGCCCUUCCCUGAGGGUCACUCUCUGGAGAGCAUGCACUACCAGGAGGGGGGGGAGGAUGGGUGGAAGAGGAACGAUGCUCUGACCUCCAUUGCGGGAGGACUCCAAGCUGUCAGCCGUGAGAAGGGAGGGUUUGGUUUCCGCUUUGGGAGGAAAAGAUGGACAGACGGGGAGUGGAUGGAAGGAGGAGAGGGAGAACAGAGGAGGACAAGCGGAAGUGACGAGGACGGAGUCUCGACAGGGACGAGAGACGAGAGCGAUGAAAGAAAGAAAGGCUGA